AGGACGUAAUUAGGACAGCUGUAUAGCCUAUUAACGAAAAAAUGCUGUUAUCAUAUCCCACAAAUACCAAAAACUUUGAUGUGGAAAGACGUUGUUAAAAUGGUGUCGCAAUGAAGAUGGCUACUGAGCAGUCUCUGAGUUUAAAGAGUAGACCCAAGCAGAAGCAUUGGCCUGGUGAGUGGUGAGCAAAAUAACAAAACUAAACAGAUUCACUUAAGCAGGGUUAAUAGGCCUAGUGACUGAUUUGCCCAAGCAUUCCAUGAAGAAAUUGUGUAACGAGAGCUGGGAAUUUGCUAUAUUCUGUAAAAACAUAAAAGCGGUUCAAAGGUCAGUCUGAAUGGCAGUAAUACUACAGAAGUUGAGCCUGUAAUUUCCGGAAUUGGCCGAUAUAGACUUUUAGGCUUAAAUGAAGGUAUACAAGUUAUGAAAAAAAAAUCUCCAUUGAUUUCAUAACGAAAAAAACGAAGCAUUUCCCAUUUUUUCUAUUGUAAACAAGUGGGUUCUUAAUUUGAGAUGAAGUCGCAAGCGCAAUCGUGUUUAACGGCAUGACAUUAGCUAUUAGGGUUGAAGUUACCAACUAGUCAAUUAAACUGUCAGCGUUAUUUUAGUGUGGUGAACCAUUUGGCAGUAUAAUUUUGCGUCGACUGAUAUUUUCGUCCCUCAGCCAAUCAAGAGUUGACUUUCAUGAUUGGCUGAAAACCGUUGAAAGUUCAUCUUCAGUGACCUGUCCCCGGUUUUCUUCUCUGUGACUGAAAGAUCCGAAAUUGGAAUACAGGAAAAAAAAUACGAGUGUCGUCCAAACUAUACAUAGCUGCACCCCGUACUACUAGUCGCACUGCACAGUGUAUAUAACUAAGGAAAUGAUAAACAGCGUUCCACGGCAUAAUUUGCAAGACGCCCUUCCAAGAACAUAAAACCCAUCAAAUCAACCGCUAAACCAUCGUUAAUAUCGUCAUGCACGUCCCCGACUCCCUCCCCUCUUGUCUUCAUUCCCGCCAGCAGCCAGCCACCUGGAGUGCGAGCGAAAAGAUGAAUAACAUCAGAGGGCUCUUCACCUUACUAGGCUUAAACCUCCUACUCAUCCUCACUGUCGUCGCCGUCGAGGGAAAUGACGUCAAGGUCAAGAUGCAACGCAACACGACGCAGUGCAACUCGAUGGCUGAUUACCCGAGUCUCAAGACGUACCUGGAUGGCAUAGUUUCUGGGCAGCAGCGACCGUUUAGAAGUCUGGGGUUGUGUUCUGAGGUCAUCUGCUCCAUGACAGCUCUCAGAAGGAGAUCAGUGGCUUAUGCUUACAGAAAUGGCUCCUGUCUACUCAUUGGAGAGGGAACGAGCUUAGACUGUAGGUCUGCUUCUUAUGAACUCGUGGACCAAGAGCUCCUGGACACACAAACCCUAGAGAUUGCUUUUGAGGCUUCUAACUCCAACAAUGCUGCAGAAGAGACUACAGUCGAUGCCGUAGCCUCAGUAGCAGCACCUACAACCAGUGCUGCAGACACACUAACAGGAUCUACAGCUGCACCAUCCACAGUGACAGGGUCUACAACUAUUGCCUCAUCGACACUAACAACUACUACAACCCUAGCAUCAUCCACAGUAACCGAGUCUACAACCUCUGCCUCAUCCACAGUAACAGAAUCUACAACCACUUCCCCCUCCAUCGUAACGUCUACAACCCCUAUCACAUCCACAGUAACCGAAUCUACAACUACUGUCCCAUCCACAGCUACAGAAUCUUCAACCACUGUCCCAUCCACAGUUAAAGCAUCUUCAACCACUGUCCCAUCCAUAGUUACAGAAUCUUCAACCACUGUUCCAUCCACAGUUACAGAAUCUUCAACCACUGUUCCAUCUACAGCUACAGAAUCUACAACUACUGCAGUAACCACCACAAAAGAGGCGACAACCACAACAAUAAGCUCACUGGAUCUGACAGUUGAAGGCUGUGUAGAAGCGGCUGGAUCUGGCACUGUUUAUGCUACAGACCACAAAAAGACUUUAAGCACGUCCUACCCAAAAGAGCUGGCCAUAGACCGGAACAACAAGACGUCAUACAUUUCGAACCUCUUAAUACUCUCCAAACCUUGGUGGCUGGUCGACCUCAAAGCAGUCAGGCGUGUUGUCAAGGUCUACAUCCUUCCGUUUGCAGAGUGUGGUCUCCUGUGCGUUAAAGCCAGCCACAUCAUGUUCUACAUCGGCUCCACGCUGGUCACAAAUGGCAAUUUCAACUCCUACAACAACAUCGCCAAUUACUGGGGAAUCUACACUUCGAAUCUGGGAUACAUCCUUGCCCCUUUUAACUCAGAUGGCCAAUACGUAGCCAUUGUGCUAAACGGUGAAAUAGGAGUAGAUGCUCUGACCCUCGCUGAAGUCCUGGUUUUUGUGGAGUCCUAAGAGGAGUUGGUCUUUUUUGAGCUAGUAGAGGUCUUGGUUUAGGAGUUUAAAUGAAAUCCUGGUUAGAACUGGACUAUCUAGACUCUCCAGAGCUUUCUGGAUUACUGAUUCUUGAGCUUUCUGAACUCCUGAGCUCUCUAGAUAGCCUCUGUAGAACUGGACUGGACUUUCUUGAACUUGAUCUGUCGUAAUUAUGUGGAACAUCAAACAGGACUGAACUUUUUCAAGCUCAGUGAAGCUUUGUUGUGUGCAAAUCCUUAUUUCAGUCCUGGAUUUUGUAACAUCAUAAGCAAAAUUUAACUACUAAAGUCACUUGGGGCUUGAAUUAUGUAGAACCUUGUGACAAACAGAUCUUGUACCAUACAAUUAUUACGGAUCAGUUUCAGCCCUAUAAAUGGCAAAUGUUUGUUAUUGUAAUUUGAUCGUGUUUUUUUAUCAGUGAAAUACAUGAAACUGAAGAGUGUACAAAUAACUUUUGCUAGUUUUUGGAAGAGACAAAUGCAAAAUCGGAUCUCUCCUGCUAGUUGCAGUCAUGAAAAAUUGAUUCUACAUUGGUGCAAGCAAUGGCUGAAUACAGUUUUCCUGUCUGCAGGCCUUCAUAAUAAUUAUAUAAUAAUAAGCAUACAAACAUUGCAAUGGA
Macrobrachium nipponense is the source of this 3034-nucleotide messenger RNA. RefSeq names its product serine-rich adhesin for platelets-like. Bases 955 to 2394 code for a protein of 479 amino acids. The transcript has 5 exons. Lineage: Eukaryota; Metazoa; Arthropoda; Malacostraca; Decapoda; Palaemonidae. The record is from RefSeq and is a predicted model, not a curated record.